This is a messenger RNA of Cucumis melo (muskmelon), 807 nucleotides long. RefSeq lists its product as uncharacterized. Gene Ontology annotation, biological process: carbohydrate metabolic process. The transcript is spliced from 7 exons. Gene Ontology annotation, molecular function: kinase activity. Lineage: Eukaryota; Viridiplantae; Streptophyta; Magnoliopsida; Cucurbitales; Cucurbitaceae. Bases 1 to 807 code for a protein of 268 amino acids. The record is from RefSeq and is a predicted model, not a curated record.
AUGUCAUUAGGAAGAAGUGUAGCAUUCCCUGGUCACCCCUUGGGUUCUGGUCUGACUCCAGUAGCUGCGAAGGAACUAGGUUUGGUUGCUGGCAUCCCUAUUGGUGUUUCACUGAUUGAUGCUCAUGCAGGUGGAGUUGGGGUGUUGGAAAGUGUACCUGGGCAAGAUUCUGAUUCUGAAGGUUGUGGUUUCGAUAAGGAGAUGGUAUUGCAUCGUAUGGCACUGGUUUGUGGAACAUCUACCUGCCAUAUGGUUGUCUCAAGGGAUAAGCUCUUUAUUCCUGGUGUAUGGGGACCGUUUUGGUCAGCAAUGAUACCUGAGUAUUGGCUUACUGAAGGUGGUCAGAGUGCUACCGGUGCUCUACUUGAUCACAUAAUUCAAAAUCAUGUUGCCUCUCCUCAUCUUGCAAACCGUGCUGCUUCGCAAAAUAUCUCUGUGUUUGAUAUGUUGAACAAGUUGUUGGAGAAUUUGGUGGUUGAUCUGAAAAGUCCAUUUCUUGCGGCUUUGACCGAAGAUAUACACAUACUUCCUGAUUUUCAUGGAAAUAGGUCUCCUAUUUCGGAUCCAAAAGCAAAAGGAGUGAUCUAUGGGUUAACACUUGACACAAGUGAGCAACAGCUUUCUAUUUUGUACCUUGCCACCGUACAGGCAAUUCCCAUGGUACACGCCACAUUGUUGAGCACUGCAAUUCCCAUGGACAGGCUAUUGCAUAUGGUACACGCCACAUUGUGGUCUGCUAAGCUUUAUAUUGAUACUGUCAUCACUGCUUUAUAUUCUAAGUGGUUUGAUCAUGCUGUGGUUGCUUAA